CGCUCAUGAAGUAUAGACACUGACUCGCGACUUGUCCUACCCAUUCGCUUGCGAUCGUGCAACCAUCUAACGUCGUGUGGAAUAAGCGAUGUGCGCCUGACCAUCCCUCGCCAACACGACCGACCCAUCUCACAUUACAACACACCUCAGCAGCAUUGAUCCCCUUCAAAUCGACGCUGACACUCUCACUCAUCAUUAAAGCGUCUCGCUAGCAAACAUGGCCGCACCCACAGGAGCCUCUGCCGAUCCUCAUCGUUACGCUUCCUCUCCCGAGCUGCCCAUCCCAGACGAAGCUCUCUCCCUCUUCCGAACAUCUAGCUACCUCAGCUCUCUCUCCACUACCGCACUGGUACAGCACAUAAUUCAAACAAGAGAUCAAGUCUUUCCUCAUGCGCCUUAUCCAUGCUUGGGAAGUUUCAGAUUCUUGAUGCCUGCUAUACAUACCUGCGGACCGCAAGGCACUUACAAAGCGUUGCUUGCCCAUCUCAAAAGUCGAGCGGGAGGAGAGGAAGCAGGAGCACCUCCGAAGAAGCAUUUGGAUCUGGGUUGCGCAAUGGGACAGGAUACGCGCAGAUUGAUCGUGGAUGGAGUACCCUCUGAUCGAUUAGUAGCUGCUGAUCUGUCCAAGGACCUCAUGGACGCAGGACACGCCAUGUACGACGAUGCAUCAGCGCGAGAGCGAAUCGGAGGUACAAAGUGGUUGGUGUGCGAUGUGUUUGAUGAGCAGCACGUUCAAAGAGUGCGCGACGAGGCGAGAGAGGAUGGCGGCGGAUACGGCAGCAUCUACAUCGGAAGCUUUUUGCACCUGUUCGAUCUCGACGAGCAAAAGUCGAUCGUCAAGACUCUAGACGGUCUCCUCUCGCAUCAUCCAGCUUCUCAGAUCCUAGGUCGUCAAGUCGGACUGCCGCUCGGUCGAUCCGUCGAGGAGAAGCAGGGCAAGUGGAAGGGGAAUCAAUCGACCGAUAGGGCCUAUAGACACGACAUCGAAUCCUUCAAACAACUUUGGGGAAGAGAUUGGGACGUGUAUGUGGAGGAGGAGGAUUUUGGAGGUCGAUAUGGGGAUGGAGAUGUUGCGAGCAGAGGCAGCACAGCAGACCAUGCCACUAAGCGGUUGCUAUUCAGGAUCGUGCGCAAAUCUCAUCAGAAUGUAUAGCCACUGUGACUCCCGCACACGCAUGCACCCCGAGUCUCGCACACGUGCAAGACGAUUGGAGCAUCCAACACCAUGACUUUGCCGCAUGCAAAUCGCUAUUCACAUUGCUGCACAAGUGUGCCUUGCUCAUUCUGCUUUUCUUCCUCGCAAUGCCGACACUCCUACAGGCCCUUGCUAGCCAGAGCCCCGUUGAAGGACUUGACUGCAGUGUAG
Molecule: messenger RNA, 1366 nt
Organism: Ceraceosorus guamensis
Lineage: Eukaryota; Fungi; Basidiomycota; Exobasidiomycetes; Ceraceosorales; Ceraceosoraceae
Exons: 2
Coding region: 218-1153 (311 amino acids)
Source: RefSeq, a predicted model, not a curated record